AUGGCGACCUCCGUACUCAUCGCGCGCUUGAUUCAGCUUCGGUGCGUGCUGGUGGUCGAGUCCCAAACUGCGAAUGAGGCCUGGCAGGAGGAUGAUAUUCUCAGAGCGACGGCAACGACCUUGCCAGGAUAUCGGACGACAGAUCAUCGAUGGUGCAGCUACUUAACGUCAGGCAAAGACAUGGCCCCGACGACCAGCCAGAGAUUCUUUUCCAACCUGGACCUGCUGCCCGACCCGUGCAGCUGCGGUCGUAAGAUUUCAGAUCAUCGUAGAUCGGCAGGGUUGGAACACGUUCAGCUUGAAGGUCAGUUUCUUACCGUAUUCUGGCAGAAUAGACUCCGAGACAAGCUGUGCGAUGCUGUUCGAGGAGAGGUACAUGACGAUAAUGAUAAGGACCGAGCUGCACGUUACCCGCAGACGGGACCGGAUGAGCCCGUUGAUUCCCACAUGGUGGUGACGAAAUCGAUGACGGUCAGUUUCUAUCCGACCGACUCGGCCAAGGCCUACAAGGAGAAGCUGAAGUCCAGGAAGGCCGAGGGACACGAACCGAAGAAGAAGGUCAAGAGGAUUAUAGAUCCCGACGUCAUGGAUGACUGUGGCGAGGACCUCGGAGAGCUCAACUACCUACAGAACGAGGAGGUGUGCUGGUGGGAGAUGCCGGACAACGAGGUGGAGGUUUACUAUCUGGAACCGAGCGAGUUCAAGACGGAUGAUAUCAUCGGAAGACUCAGAGAUGAACGUCCUCCAGAUCGAGAACGACAUUUCCUUGGCAUCCCAUCGGGUCGAUCCUUCCUGAAUCACCUAAAGCAGACCGAGAACCGUUUCUUCGUAGAUGUCGCUGAAAUCAUGGGAGGAGAAGGACGCACCACUCAGCUACUCGUUCGACGACAUUACGUAGGAGGUCGUAAUUUUGAUGCUCUCAUGGGCGUAGAUCUCCUCCAGCGGGACGAGGAGAUGGAGCUCUACCAAUAUUUGAAGGAGGAGCGACCCUUUGUGUUGGUGAUGGCUCCUCAAUGUACUGGUACCGCGGGAUGGUGCACGGUAAACGAGUCGAUGGGCAGCGAGGUGCAUCGUCGUAAUGCGGAGGCAUCUUUCAGGCUAGGACAGAUUUGUGCGAAGGCAGCCCAUAUUCAGUUGGACGGAGGACGCCACUACGUCAAUGAGUUGCCGAGGGGAAGUCGUAUUUAUCGAACUCCAGAAUGGAUGGAUCUGGCACGUAAGAAUCUCACUUGGGUUCAGUUCAACAUGUGUAUGCUGGGACUUGUCAACUCGAAGAAGGAGCCCUUGAACAAGCCGGAGGAGGUAUGGGCGAGUCACGAGGUGCUGAUUUAUCGGCUGCGCUCCAAGGAGUGUGAUCGUCAGCAUCGGCAUGGGGAAUGCUCUGGACGGGACACCAAGCCUUCCCAGGUAUGGACCUGGCAAUUCGCUCGUAUCUUGGCCGAUGGAAUCUCAGAGUUGAUAUGGCUUCACGAAUUGGACCUGAGGAAGUUGAUCUAUCCAACAGUAAUGGCGUACCCGAGGAUGAAUGGCGAAGGACUCCAGCAGCAGAGGCAGCGGCAGCAAGUGCUCCUCCGCCACCGCCCGCACCAGAAGCAGCGGUUGAUCCGCGUGCUCGUCGAGCGGCGAUCGGACCUCAUUUAUGUCCCGGAUGUCGGAGAAAUCGAGUCAGCACGCAUCCGACACACAAUCGCAUCCCGGGACAGUGUCGACAUCCGCUGGUACAACCGCUGGAGUACAAUUGUCCCGCAUGCAGAACGGGUCGAGAUCGGCACGAUCCCCGACACACUUUCGACACAGACUAUCCGCGAGUACCGGCAGCACGAGCGGCAGGUGCUGGACAUCGAGUACAUCCUCGAGCAGGAGAAGAAGAGGAGGACGCAGCCCCACAUCCUGAAGCCGGACCCUCAGGUGCUGCUUCGGCCGCAGCUCGGGAAGGCGAUGAUGACGUACAACCUCAUCCUGAAGCUGGACCCUCUGGAGCGGCUCCGGAUGCAGCAGCGGAGGAAGCCAUUCUUCCUGCAGGAGGACCAGGACCUCCGGCCGGGGCAAGCGGAGACGAGGUUCUGCGGCAAAUUGAUGUUCACGUCCCUCAUGGUGGAGGUCCUCAUCAAAUGCCCGACUUUCCAGCACCGCGCGGUCAGGUACGGCCGCGCGAUCCGCAUGACGUGGACGAACGAUCGGAUCGAUGGCAUCGCUGGCCUACACCAGAGGACAGAGUUUAGUUUCUUUCGCGCUAUCCUUGACAACCGAUCACCGCCUGACGCAGAGUACUGGUUAGAUUCCCGAGUGUUGGAAGCUGUUGAGGUGGCUACUCAUCUUGAGAAUACAGAAAGGGAGACGCAAGCUCUGGAGGUGGAGUUUGGAUCAGAGAUUUCCAGGCUUGUGAUCAUGACCACCGAUGCGCACGACUUGCCCAAGUCUGAGAUCUUUUCUCUCUUUGCGAACGACGAGAGCCACCGCAUUAUUCUGUCCGUCAACUCGACGGGGAAGACCAAGAUGGUUAUUGAACGAGAGGCUGACGAACUCAGCAAGGAUGACCUGAUUAAGCAUCGAGUGGAGGUGGAAAAGGCUAUGUCGAAGGAGCUAGGCAACUGGAUCGAGUUGGGCACGCUCAAGCAACGAAGCAGGCAAGGAUGCACCAACUUGAUGGACUCUCGAUGGGUUAUCCGCUGGAAGAAGCAGCCAGACGGCAAGUUGGCAGUCAAAGCGCGACUAUGCAUCAAGGGCUUCAAAGAUAUGCAGCAGGAUCGUCUGGACACUUUCAGUGCGACUGCCUCCAGGCAAAGCCAGAGGAUAGUGAACUUCAUCGCGGCAAGUCGCCCCAAGUGGAUGUUGUGGUCCUGUGAUGUUGGCAGCGCAUUUCUGAAGGGACUCACAUUUCAAGAUGUGGCAGAUAUGACAGGGGAACCUCUCAGAACCGUUCAGUUGGACCUGCCCAAGGACACGGUAAAGAUCGCAAGGCAGUUUGAACCGCUAUCCAACUAUGAUGUGAGUCGGCAUUGCUUGGAGAUGGUACGUCCAGGUUUCGGUCUCAAGGACGCGCCAAGGCUAUGGAAUCUCAGGCUAAAACAAGUAAUGACAAAGCUUCAGCUCUUGCCGUUGGUGACCGAUUCUCAAUUUUAUUGCAAAUGGGCUGGCCCUCGAUGCGAACCGGUACCUCGUGAGCUGGUACCCAUGCACGCUGACAAGGAUGCGGCUCGAGGCACAGACGUGUUGUUCACUGACCCGGACACAGCAAUUGAGGAUCUGCAGAUGGUGUGCAGUACCCACGUGGACGAUCUCAAGGGAGCUUCGACCGAACCGAUUGCUGACGCCUUCAUGGACGCUCUUGAGUCGGAGUUCGGAAAACUCACAAGGCAGAAGAGAAGGCACCAGCGGAACCUCACCUUUUGUAUUUGCUGCGAGCUCUACGUGAUAGACUUGAAGCAGGUACUCUCUGUAAGCUCUGGUGGGUGGGCUCUCAGGACUGGCACGCUCGGCGUGCACGUCUCACCCUUGCCGGCGGACGCGCUGGCAGAGCUGGACAGCUACGACCCUCGGGAGGCCGCAGGCGGCACGGUCUCCAAGGGCAGACGCCUACGGAGGCUCCGCGCCCCGCCCAGAGUGGCCACCCGCCGGCCCUCGCCCGGGGCCCGCUUCGGGACGCGCGGCCAGGGCGCCCGGCGCCACCGCCUCUGCGCGCGGCCGGUGCGCCUCCCGGGCCGGCCCGCCGCUGCGCGGCGCCGCGCGGUGGCGGUGCGCUACGAGGGCAGCGCCGCGGAGGCCGCGGAGGCCGCCGCCGUGGCCGAGCGGCUGGGCCUGGGCGCGCCCCGCCCCGGGCCACUGCCGCCGCUGCUGCUGGGCGUCGGCGUCGGCGUGAGCCCUUGGGAUGCUCUCCGGCAGCAGCGCGUCGCCCAGGGUAUAACAUCUCACCCCGAGCCGUGCCGCCGGCGUUUCUUCACCAUGGACCUCUCAUUCCAGGAUUGCCCCACGUACCGUGCGAGCGUGGCGGCGGCUCCAGGGGUGCCGCCGGUGGCCGGCGGGCCGCCCUUUUUGCUGCUGGACAAGGGCGCGUGGUGCGUGGUGGUGGCCGGCCUCGGGCCCAAGGGCGCGCCGCUGCGCUUCUCGCUGGCGCUCGGCGGCCCGGACCUGCCGGCGCAGCAGAGCCGCAGGCUCCAGGAGCCGCCCUCGGCGCACCCGCUGUUCGCGGCGCUGGGGCGCCCCUGCCCCGGGGCCCUCGAGGUGGUCGACGCCACGGGCGGCUUCGGCUCCGACGCGCUGCUCAUGGCCGCGUGCUUCGGCUUGGCUGUUACUGUGGUGGAGCGGAACCCAAUGACAUUCUUUCUUCUCGAGGAUGCCGCUCGCCGCGCGGCGCCGCCCCAGCAGGAGACCGUCUUCAGCGGCCCAGUGCUGCGAGGUGCGGCCGAGGAAGUCUUGCCGUCCCUGCGCGACGGCCAGACCGACAUCGUUUAUCUGGACCCGAUGUUUCCACGCACUGGGCGGCGGAAGUCGAAACCCGACUUGGCCAUGCAGGUGCUGGGAGCGUUGUGCGACAUGACGCCGGGCUGGUCGCCGCCGCCGGGCGGGGACGCUGGCGGAGAGGCGGAGCUGCUGCGCGCGGCCAGGCAGGCCGCACGGCAGAGGGUCGUGGUGAAGCGGGCGGCCAAUAGCAGUCAUUUUGGCGGGCUCCGCCCUGACGGCCAGCACAUCGGAAAGACCAACAGGCGCAGGACGAACAGGAGCAGCACGAGAAGCAGCAGCACUACAAAGACUCGCGCUGGAAGACCGACCUCUGCCGCUACUGGGCCAAAGGCUUCUGCAAGCAGGGCGAGCGCUGCAACUACGCGCACGGCGAGGACGAGCUGCAGAACAACUGGGGGGGCAAGAGCUACUGGGGCAAGGGCC
Molecule: messenger RNA, 4884 nt
Organism: Prorocentrum cordatum
Lineage: Eukaryota; Dinophyceae; Prorocentrales; Prorocentraceae
Source: the annotation of a GenBank genome assembly